AUGGAGCCGCGGUCUGUCUGCGGGAGAGCUUGUUCGGCAGCAACGCAAAAAAGAGCCGAGUUCACUUUUCUUUCUGCGGCAGGCGCGGCAGCCCGGGAGACCCAGUCGUCACAGCGUUGGCGACGCUGUUCCCCGCCUGUUGCCGAGCGCUCGUGCUUUUCAGCGCACCCCUCUGCACAUGGUGUUUUUCACUGGGGAUUCAGCGCCGCGUGCCCACGUUCCAAGGGAGGAUCCCGGACGGACGGAGCUCGGAGCGCGGAUAACCUGGGAGCUGGAGGUUUGGCUGCUUCGUUCUCUCUUUCAUACUCUGCUGCUGCUUCUAUCUCUGCUGCUUUGAGGGCCGUUUCUGGCUUCCGUUUGGCCGCGGGGACCGCCCGAUUGUUUCUGAUAGUACAGGGAGAAGCGCGAUCUUGCCGGGGGUAGCGUUUAUUUGUCGCUGGGGCAACCGCCGCUUCCGGAAGCCAUUUUGGUCGAACACGUGGUGCGGGCUCGGUGCGUCCGCCAUUUUAGGUGAGGCUAUCAGCCUACAGCCCCGAUAGCAGGCGCCAUCUUGUUAGGGGCCACGUGCAGGCCCGAGCAGCCAUCUUGGGAAGGACAGGCGCCAUCUUGCUGAGGGUCAACGAGGCAGCCACGAGCAGCCAUCUUGGGAGGGCUGAGAUACUCUCCCUUUUCCGCACCCCGUUCGCAAGCGAGACAGCCUCGGCGCCCCUGCUGGUGGGUCGUUAUCUGCCUGCCCUCCAAGUAAGGGCUUGCUGGCUUCCCCAAAUUUUUCAUAUAUCUUUAUUCUUUCCAGCGUGUUACAGGGCUUCGUUCCGGGCUGGGCUGAGGGGAUAGUGGCUCAUUUUGCUGUAGUUCCGCUCCUACCUUUCCUGGUUUUGUUUUUGCUCACUGUUGUGCUUUACCAAUAUUUAGGGUGCCUGAUUUAAAACUUUUUGAUAACAUAGCAAUUCAUUGCUGGUAAUUACAAUAAGAGAAGCAAUAAUAUUAAUAAUAAUACUUGUAAUAAUAUAAUUAUAAUUCUGGUAUCAAAAUACUAAAUACAUUACAAUAACAUAGUAAAUACAUCACAAUAGACAUAGUAAAUUACAUUCAUUAGAUCCUCCUCCCAAGUAAAUAAAUAAAUAAAUACAUAAAUAGUAUUCAUAUAUAAAUAAACACUAGUAUUUUCAAAAGAUAAAUAUAUAAAUUUAUACAUAGUAUUAAUAAAUCUAUAAUUACUAUUCUUUUAUUAGGAAGCAAAUAACAAUAGUUUCCUUCAGACUUGUAUCCAAUCUGAGCCUUUGCAUUUAAUUGGUGUAUAGGGAAUAAUUAAAAAAGAAGAAGAAGAAGAAGAAGAAGGGGGGGGGGGAGAGUGAUAACAAAAUAAGGCUAGCAACUGGUUAAACAAAGAGGAUAAAUAAUAAAUUUGCUCCGUGGUUUCUUCAUAGUGCCCUAAGGGUCCCUUGGGUCGUAGACAAUACUGAGCUAGGCGGACCGCUUUGCGGUGUUUAGGCGCACAGUAGAGACAUUUUGUUUUGGGAAAGUAAUUUGUGUUCGCCCAGGUCUCACGUAUAGUUGGUCAUGGCUUCUGGAAGGGAACAACAGGCAUCCUCUUCGGGCAAUUUACAGGCACCUUGCGCAAGUAAUGGUAGUGCGCAGGCGGGGGCCAUGCCCUGUGACCCGCAGGCCUUUGCUCAAUUUUUCCAUGCCUUUGAAACAUUCUAUAGGCAAUGUAGGCCCGGAGCUUUUGCGCCUCCUGCCCCCGACCCAUCACAGGACGUAAUACCAGAUACCCCUCCUAGCAAUCAAGGGCAGCUGGGAAUGCCAGGUUUGGCGGGGGGCAGUGCCCAUACAGAAGCGACCAAUACGAGUCGUCCUAAUACUCGUGCCCAAGCAGCCAUUACUAGGAGGGCAAGCCAAAGCACGGGAAAAGGUAAGGCACCGGCAAAGGGCCCUGGCAAGGGUAAGGCUUCUGCCAAAGGGUUAAACACCAAUGCCGUCUCACAGGCGGUAGGCAUUCCUAGUGUGUUUCAGGAACAGCAACCACAGCAAAGCUCCACAGAGGACAGUGAGGGUUCUGGCUUAGAGGAAGAGCGCAGGGAACCCCAAGUUAUUCACCCAGUGGCCGAUGGGAAUGCGGCCAUCGCAGAGGUCCAGGGCGGCAAACGGAAGUCCAAGAAGAAGCACACGUCCGCUAAGAAGAAGAGAAGCAGGCAGUCCGAGACGGAGGACGAGUCAGGUACGUCAUCUUCGGAUUCGGACAGCGACGGCCCCAUGGAUGCCUACUGGGGUUUGGGGGAAGGGAAUCACGGGAUCCCACUUUGGGCGCACAAAAGGAGGGCCAAUUCACAUCGUAAAACGUUCAAUGGAGUACUGGAUUGGAAGGAUGGGGCCUUGGUUGAGGAUGUAAAGGUUGCCACCAACCAGUCCACUGAUUUUAUAUUAGGGAAUCAUUUGUCACAGAAGAAGAGGAAUAAGAUCCUCAAUGGUGAUUAUGUGGAUAUGUUUACCCUGCUCCCUCCCGCCAAACUAAUAGGUAAAGGUGAAAAGAGGCGAUCUUCAGGUAAAGGUAGAUACAGGACCCCUAGGGCUGAGCGCACCUUUGAGAACUGGUUGGAUGGGUACCAGGUUUUUAUGGGUGUUGUUUGCGCUGCUUAUCCUCAGAGAUCCAUGGAUUCGGUUGCUUAUUUAGCCCAUGUGAGGCGGGCUCACUCGCUCGCGGGUGAGCAUGCCGCUUUAACAUAUGAUGAGAAUUUCCGUAGAAAUGCUUCCCUCCUACCUACCACCCGAUGGGACCUUACGGACCCUAACUACUGGGGCGAGGAUGUUAAUCCCUACAUUGAAAAGAAAAACAAGGGAUCGAUCAAGGCGGGUAAGACAGAGGUGAAGCGGCGUCGCCUCUGCUGGGAGUUCAACAGGGGUGUAUGCUCGAGGCCCUCCUGUAAGUAUUUACACGAAUGUGACAGGUGCUGGGGAAAUCACCCCGCCUCCUCGUGCUUUAAGAACAAACAGCAGCCCUUUCGGGGGGGCAGGGGGUACUUCCACAACAACAAUAGAGGUGCCCCCGGAUCUUCCCACCAGGGACCCAACAACUGCCAGUAA
Molecule: messenger RNA, 3081 nt
Organism: Podarcis lilfordi (Lilford's wall lizard)
Lineage: Eukaryota; Metazoa; Chordata; Lepidosauria; Squamata; Lacertidae
Source: the annotation of a GenBank genome assembly